UCCCUACUUUGAUUACUAUUAGGUACUUUAGUAUUUUGAUUACUUUCAUCUGUUUUUGCUGAAAAAAAAGUAUAUUUAUAUUUAUAUUGAUUAAAAGUAUAUAUAGGAACAGUACUGUAAGCAAGAAUUUAUAUUUGGAUUGUAAAAUUCCAAACAAAAAUGGUGUAUUUACAUUUUCCUUCCAAUCUAACGGAAGAGGAAUUAAUGCUUCAAGCUAAGUAUCAAAAAUUAAAGAAAAAGAAAAAGGCGCUGCAAGCUCUUAAAGCUCCUAAACAAGAACCAGAAAAACCCAUACUACCAAAACGACCAACAGAAGCUCGUGAUGCACGUGAAAUUGCACGAAAAUUAAUAAAAAGUGGAGCAAUUCAAGCUAUUAAAAGUCCUCCUCCACCACCUCAAAAUGCUACUUUUAAGCGACCGCGAGCAGGGAGGGAAAGAAAGCUCAGUGGUUCUGCUGGAGCUACAGGUGGUGUUGCUUCUUAUCAACCCUUCAGUGCAUCACAAGAGCCUCCACCUCCAGAAGAGAAACCUGCUCCUCGAGUCAAAUACCUUUAUGAUUCAUUCGUGACGGCACGUGACAAAGAAGAAAAAUUACCACGCAAUAAUAAUACUGGUGGAGAAACUCCAAAUGCAGCAGCAGUCAAAAGUUGCACAUUGCAAGUGGCAGGCACAAAAAUUACAGAAGAAGUGAUCAGGCGCAGAUUAGUCACAUUCGAACCAUUCACAUAUGCUCAAGAUAAUGAUGAAGAAAGAGUUUUUCUGACAUUUGAAACUGCAGAAAUAGCUGUUCAUGCUCAAACUGCUCUGGAAGGUAACGAAGAGGGCUGGAAAAUGACACUUGUUAGAAGACCACCACCAACAGGUGCUUGGACGCCAUCUCCCUCACCACGAAAUCCACCACAGCCAAAAGAUGCGAAGCGUACUUUACUAACUUAUGAUGAUAUGUUCGACUGAUGUCUUAUGUUAUAUUACACUUACAUAGUUGUUAACGUAUUCUAUAUAAAUUAAAGUUUAUUUAGAGUUUAUUUCUUUGUAUUCGGAAUUUGUGAUUUUGGUUUAGGCGCUCUCUUAAACCGGCUCAAUUAGGGAUGGA
Messenger RNA from Diatraea saccharalis (sugarcane borer), 1093 nucleotides. The record is from the annotation of a GenBank genome assembly. NCBI's taxonomy places the organism in Eukaryota, Metazoa, Arthropoda, Insecta, Lepidoptera, Crambidae.